UACCCCCCGGAAGAAUGACUAAUGUGUGCACUGUACAGUGAGCACGUUUGAGGUUCAAUCGGCCGUAUUUGGUUGUAUGUAUUUGACGACAGAAGGGAGAGAGAACGGAGCGGAGAGAGGGAGGUAGGGUAGAGUUCGUUGAGGGCUGCUCAGUGCGCACGGUUAUUUGACUUGAGAGAAAGAUUCGAAAGUCAUUUAAAAAAAAUAAUACAACAAAGUCUGCAUUUGAACAACGGAUGUUAGAGAAGAAAAUAUAAUAAGGAAUUCCACAUGGCAAUCUUUCAACUACUCCGGUUUUCUACGAAUACCUACUAUCUCCUGUUGCUUGUCCUGUUGUGCACAGUACAUAUUCUUCAGGGGUUCAACCUGGAUGUGCGGUUCCCUGUUGUCAAGGAAGGAAAGACCCCGGGAAGUCUCUUUGGGUUCUCGGUGGCACUUCACAAACAGAUGGUGGGAGAGAAAAGAUACCUACUCCUUGUUGGAGCACCCAAGGAGAAGGCAGAGUCUGGCGUGAAGGCCAAUGAAACAGGAGAUGUGUAUACCUGCCCUGUAAACGUUGCCCAAUCAGAUUGCACCAGGAUGAACCUGAUUGGCUCAGACCCUGACCUCAUUGAGGGUGAGGACAGGGUGGAGGAUAUGUGGCUGGGGGUAACCGUGGCCAGCCAAAGACAGCCAGGGGGGCGAAUUCUGACCUGUGGCCAUCGCUUUGUGAAGUUACAUGGCGUAUUGAAGCUGCGUCAGAUGAUUGGGAAGUGUUAUAUCCGUGGUAACGACCUGAACUAUAAUGAAACAGACAUGCACUGGCAGAACCCUGAUCAGGUGUGCAGCCACACUAAAGACAUCACAGGUGAAGUCAUGUGCAACAUGGGCAUCUCUGCUGCCAUCACUGACACAGAGGUCAUCGUGGGCGCCCCUGGCAGCUUUGAGUGGCAAGGCAAUGUUCAUGUCUCCUGGAUGAAUCCAAAUGUCAUCUACGACACCAAGAGAAGCAGCUUCCCCAACUUUGGUAAUCGACGGCACAUUUACAUAGGCUACUCGGUGGCAGAGGGCCGAGGCCUCCUCAGCCAGAGCGAGGACACAGUGGUGACAGGGGCUCCUAAGGAUAACAAGGAUGACGCCAAAGGCUCGGUCAUUCUGACUGUGAAGAAGUCGUCGACGUCAGGGGACGGGGACCAGCUGAAACCCUACCUCACCCUGAGAGGCGAGCAGAUGGGCUCAUACUUUGGGAACUCCCUAGCCGUGGCAGACCUCAACAAUGAUGGUUGGAUGGAUCUGAUCGUCGGAGCCCCGUUCUAUUUUGAUCGGAAGAAGGAGCUUGGUGGAGCGGUGUACGUCUAUAUGAACGAGAACGGCUCCUUCCGGCAGAACUCCAGCAUCAUACUCCGAGGCCCUAGAGACUCUGCGUUUGGAAUGGCUGUGGCUGCCAUUGGAGAUGUCAACCAAGAUGGCUUUCAAGAUAUUGCAGUGGGCGCUCCGUUCCAUGGAACAGGCAGGGUGUUCAUCUGGACAGGCAGUGCUGAGGGCAUCUCUCAGGAGCCCAGUCAGGUGAUUGAGGGGGAGGAUAUAGCUGGAGGUGGGUUCAAGACGUUUGGCUACUCCAUCAACGGGGGGCUAGAUGUGGAUGAGAACCGCUACCCCGACAUGGUGGUCGGCUCACUGGACGACCGCGUAGCCUUACUGAGGGCCCGCCCAGUCAUUCACCUCAUUAAAACUCUUGAAGUGACGCCAGGGAUUGUGGACCCUAAAGACUGUGACAACUGUGUGGAGGUGGAGGUCUGUUUCAACUACACACUGAGCACUGGGGACAAGGACUUCAGGAAGAACGUCACUGUGAAGUACACUGUGGAAGCCGACCUAACACGCCACAACCACCGGGUCCGUUUCCAAGACAAUGGCCUGGACAGCUACACUGGUUUCUUGUCAAUGCCAUCUGCCAAAUGCAAAACGCUGAGGCUCGGACUAGUGAGUCCCAUCCGAGACAAGGUGGAGCCCGUAGUCUUCUCCCUGAACGUAUCCCUCCAUGAGGGGCAUCCCAAAGCCCGGCAGUCCCUGCAGAACCUGGAUGCCUUCCCUGUGCUCAGUGAGGGAAAGGCCAGCCAUGUCAAAAAGGAGAUUCACUUCCAGAAAGACUGUGGCCCGGACAAUACGUGCCAGAGUAACCUGCAGAUGAAGGCAGAGUUUGCCAAUGAAGAGCAGACACCUUUUCCCAGCCAUGAUGGUCACCAGAUCCUCCAGUACAGCGCCAGUGUCAAGAAGGUCAUGUUGGUCGUGGACGUGAACAACUUCCAGUCGCCAGGGAAACCGGCGGAGGACGCUCACAAUGCCAUGCUCAACGUCACCAUUCCCCCGUCGCUGAUCUACUCAGCCUUUCGCUCAAAGCUAUGGAGCAACAGCCCAGCCAUCAAGUGUUCAGCAGAGGAUAUGGUUGUACUGUGUGAGCUGGGGAACCCAUUCACCAGCAACCAGGUGGAUCAGAUCCAGAUCAUCUUUCAGACGUCUGAGAUCAGUCUGGACACCAGAGAAAUUCGCUCUACGCUGCAGCUUUCCACAUUGAGUAAACAGAGCAAUCUACAACCGCUGCCUCUUGUCAUGGUGGUGGAGUAUACACUGGAUGCGUCUUUUGCACUUGCCCAGUACACAGGUCACACUCACUUCAGUGGGGAGAUCAUGGGAGAAUCGGGCAUGAAGACUGCCAGCGACGUCGGAAGUCCUGUGGAGUUCACAUUCAAGGUGAAUGUUUUUGGGAAGCCACUGGUUAACCUUGGAAACCUAGAGGUGGAGUUUGAUUGGCCCUGGGAGGUAGCCAAUGGCAAGUGGCUACUGUACCUGACGGAGAUCCAGACCAAAGGGACGUCAGACUCUUACUGUGUGCCUCCUGGAGCCAUCGUCAACCCACUCAAACUCAUGUUACCAGAGAGCAAAGCCAGGAGGAGAAGGAAGCGAGAGGAGGGCUCCACAGAGGAGGUGCACCCCAGAGAACUCCAGGCCUCCCUCAAUCUGAAGGGAAUUCGCAAAAAGUCAUUUAAACUGGACUGUGUCACGGGCACUGCUCACUGUGUGAAAUUCAUCUGCCCUCUCCGCAACAUGAACAACACUGCGACAAUCAUUGUCAGGGCCAGAGUGUGGAACAGCACCAUGCUGGAGGACUACAGGGAAGCGUGGCGGGUGACAGUGAAUGGCAAGGCCACACUGAAACUGGUCACAGACAAACCCACCAUCAGGAUGAACACUGAGAGCACAGAGUUCACCCUGAAUAUAGACCCAGAGCUGGGGGAGGAGGCUACGUACCAGGUCCCCCUGUGGAUCAUCAUCGUGUCUGCUGUCACUGGCAUCCUCCUUCUGGCCUUCAUCAUCCUCCUUAUGUGGAAGUGUGGCUUUUUCAAGCGGCCCAACCACUUCAAAAUGAUGCCAAUACACCAGGGAGUGAAGAUUGGCAAAGAGGAGCGCUACCAGGUAAAUGAGGGAUUCCUUAUCGAGGAGCCAAAUCCCAAUAAAAGAAAGAAGCACUGGAUCACAAACUGGACUGAAAUGCAACAUUACUACUGACUGAUACCUUCAACACUACCACUACUCUUAUUGAGAAGCUCCAUCUCAAUAUGCAUUGGCUGGGCGCAAGUCUGGAUUUGUGGACAUUAUUGGGAACAGGACUGAUGGUGUUAUGACUACCACAUUCCUUAUAGUGUACAAGAUUGAAUGCUCUGGACCGAAAUGUUAUUUUCAAGAAUUGUACUUUUAAUGUUAGUUGUUCUGAUGUCAACAAGAUUAUACACUGAGGGUACCAAACAUUAAAAACACGUUCCUAAUAUUAAGUUGCACCCCCCCCCCCCCCCCGUGUCGAAAGUGUUCCACAGGGAUGCUGGCCCAUGUUGACUCCAAUGCUUCCCACAGUUGUGUGAUGUUAGAUGGAUGUGCUUCGGGUGGUGGGCCAUUCUUGGUACACACGAGAAACUGUUGAGCGUGUAAAACCCAGCAGCGUUGCAGUUCUUGACACAAACCGGUGCGCCUGGCACCUACUACCAUACCCUGUUCAAAGGCACUGAAAUAUUUUGUCUUGCCCAUUCACACUCUGAAUGGCACACAUACACAAUCCAUGUCUCAAUUGUCUCAAGGCUUAAAAAUCCUUCUUUAACCUGUCUCCUCCCCUUCAUCUACACUCAUUGAAGUGGAUUUAACAAGUGACAUCAAUAAGGGAUCAUAGCUUAAAAUUGUAUUCACCUGGUCAGUCUAUGUCAUGGAAAGAGCAGGUAUUCUUAAUGUUUUGUAUACUCAAAUGUGUUUUUUUUGUAUGUGGAUUGUAAAAGACUAAUUUGAAACAGUUUUAGAUUUGCUAAAAGCUCUUUAUUUUUAUCUUAUGAUUUGAUCUUUCCAAAUGGAACAGACUGAUAUUUGCACGUCCUGUCAUUUUGUACUGUGGUUUGAAUAGAAAUGCUUUCAAAACUAUUUUAAAACUAUGCUUUUAAACUAGUAUGUGAUUUGUUUACAUUAAUUUUCUGAUGUAUUACACUGUAUGAGCCCAAGUUGAGUGAUGGAUGUAAAUGUGCCAAUAGAAAGUACAGUAUGUUUGAUCCCAGUGGCCUAAUUCUGAGGAAUGGAUCAGAGAUCGACUGAUGAAGUGGUUCACACAGUAGUGUUCCAAGGCACUACUGCCACUCCUGAACCAAGAAGAAAGGAACAUGGAGAAGUUUCAAUCACAGAGAAUUGUGAGGUCGGGGUAAUUUCAAAACGUUCAAUGUACAUGUAUUGUAAACUACAGGUCUAAUGGUUUGGUCAUUGUCUGAUUGCUUUGUUUGUGUGUAUUCUGUAAAAUAAUAUGAUCAGUCUAGAAAAUAGAGAGUAGGACUAUAAUUUCAGAACUCUCUCCUAACUAUCAAUGGCAUACACCAAAUUAAUUUGGAACUGGGAGCACUGUGCUUGGCUGUUAACUGUAUACAUGUCUUUGUUAGUAUGUGAAAGUAGGUAUUCCCACAUGAAAAAAAUACUAUAGCAUAUAUACUAUGUUAUAAAUACUACGGUAUUCACUCAAGUGUUUGAGGACUUUACUGUAGUAUUCACUGUAGUAUUUACAGUUAACUAUCAUAUAAAUAUUGUAGUAAAUAGUAUUUACUGUAGUGUUUUGCAGGCAUAACUGUAGUAUUUACUAUAGUGUUUUUGUUUUAUUCUCUUUUACAAAGAAGCAGAGGCUUUCUCCUUCAGGAAAACUCCUGGAGCACUACUACAUUUUCCAUAACCUAUUGGUAUCUGAAUCGAUAGUAACCUGUAGGGGCAAAAUAUAUGGUCUAUAUUUGGCAUUUAGGUUUCUCAUUUUUCAAUGGCACAAAUUGCAAUAUGGGGGAAGGGAAUAGUUAUUUGCAAAUGAAAUACUGUAGCAUUUACUGUAGUUCAAAAAGUGUAGUGUUUUUGCAUACUACAACAUUCUAUAGUAAGUUCUACACAUGAUCAAGGGAUACUACCGUGUGUAGGAUAGUAUACUACAGUUUGCUAUAAUUAUAGUGCAAGUACUGUAGUAUUAUUUAGUAAGUAUGUACUGUAGUAAUUUAUAGUAAACUGUGAUGUUUUUUUUAAUGUGGGUUGCUUAAAAAAAAGUGAAGUGUGAGCCUACAAAGCUCCCUAAAGGACAGCUAUUAACAGCUGGUACGUGGUGUGGGAAUUGGGGGCCAAUUGCCUGAGUGCAGUUUAAUGCUGUUCUGUUGUCUCUGUUUGUAGUUAUUUGUAUAGCGUCUCUGAUGCUUUUUUCUAUGUGUAUACUCAACCAUGAUGGUUCUAUUCAUUAUUGUUUUUUUCUGGUGUCUACUUCUGUACCUCAUUUAUAUUAAAGUAUUUUUACAUGCUG
This is a messenger RNA of Oncorhynchus mykiss (rainbow trout), 5830 nucleotides long. NCBI's taxonomy places the organism in Eukaryota, Metazoa, Chordata, Actinopteri, Salmoniformes, Salmonidae. The record is from RefSeq and is a predicted model, not a curated record.